Molecule: messenger RNA, 567 nt
Organism: Neurospora crassa OR74A
Lineage: Eukaryota; Fungi; Ascomycota; Sordariomycetes; Sordariales; Sordariaceae
Exons: 2
Coding region: 1-567 (188 amino acids)
Source: RefSeq, a predicted model, not a curated record
AUGUCCGACAACGACGUCGAUAUGCCCGAUCGAACCUCCGAUUCCCCACUCCAAGACCUCGGUCUCCAAGAGUUCCGCGACUUCCUGACCGUGCACUGGCCCGAUUCCAAGCUUGCCGGUCCCGGUAACUCAGGCAUUACUUGCCUGAUUGCUACAAUCAGACAUUUACUCGGCUUCUUCAGUCAGGGUGGGCGCUGUAAGGUGCUUCAGUUUGCCGACGAGGCCGAGCAGAAGCACGAUGUACCCGACAACGAACGCGGUGUGCUUCGAGCCAUCCUGCAGGGCAAUGUCCGACCAGCCGUGGAACAGAUCAAGGCGAUCUUUCCUGAGGACACGACCUGCUCGUUUGAGACACUGAUCUUCAGCGAUCCCUACAGGCGCAGCAUGUGGAACAAUCCCUUUUUCCAAGUUUACCUUCGCCGCAUGCUUGGGCCCAACGCAAAGCCAGAUGGACAUCCUUCAAGUCAGGGAUAUCAGGAAGACCCGCACUUCAUUGCCCCUCUUCACCCAGAUGAUCUGGGGCUCAGUCACUUGCUACAUGCGCACCCCAUGUCAGCCGACAUGUAA